AUGUCUGCUUCGUCCAGUGAUGUAGCCAUGGAAAGUGUUGAUGAAAAUGCCAAUGCCAUUGAACCUCCGUUCAAGAAGAAGAAUCCUGAUUUGGAGGACGAUUUGGACAAAUUAAUUCGACAUCAAAACGCAGAAAUGCAUGAACUUCAUGGAGCUAUAGUUGAUCCAGAUUCCCAUUUGCAGAACGUCGCCCAUGUGUACACAGAAAAUGGAAAAUGUUUUUCAGGAACGCUAGAUAAAGUCGAUUUGAGUGUUCGCAUUGAUCAAAAUUCCUAUUACAAACUCCAAUUGUUGGAGUCGGAUGCCGAUAAUCCAAAAAGAUACUGGGUUUAUCGUUCAUGGGGUCGCAUUAAUGAGAACAUUGGUGACAAUAAAUGCGAAGAAUUCGAUACAUUGGACGAAGCUAAGAAUAGUUUUUAUACGGUUUAUCGUAGGAAAACUGGAAACAAUUUUGGCAAUGGCUUCUUCCAAAAAUGGCCUGGAAGAUAUUUUCAAUUGGCAGCUUCAAAUGAACCGGAUGAAAAAGUAUACGAACUGGUUGAUAGUGAGACAUUAGAUCAGUCAGUAUCAAAUUUGUUGAAACUUUUGAUGAACACGAACAUAAUGAGCGAAGUGAUGGUAAAAUUUAAUCUUGAUAUGGACAAAAUGCCACUAGGCAAAGUCAAAACCAUACAAUUCGGAAAAGCUUUUGAAAUAUUAGAAGAAAUCUCACGAAAAAUUGGAUGCAAAGAAUCACGCGAGUCGUUAAUAGAAGCAUCAAAUCGUUUCUACUCGUUUAUACCACAUAAAGCAAACAGUAAAGACACGAUCGUUUCUAAUCAUAUGGCUUUCGAGAAGUUGAUGAUGCUUAUGAGUUUGAACAGUAUCAAAUUUUCCUAUACGUUUCUUUACAAAUCUGGUGAAAGUGGAAAACAUCUUCUAGACGAUUUCUAUACUAAAUUGCAUACCACAAUUCAACCACUCGACAAGAGUUCCGAGCAAUACGCAAUCAUAAAAAACGCAGUAGACAACACAAAACUGGAUUGCAAUAUUGAAGUUGCAGAUAUUUUCAAAAUUCAACGUAAGGGUGAGAAUGAAACAUGCGCUAUGUUUGAUAGCGUAACAAAUCACAGAAUGCUCUGGCAUGGCAGCCGAAUUGUCAAUAUCAAUUUGAUUCUUGCACAUGGGUUGAAAAUUGCACCUCGUGAAGCACCCGUUAUCGGUUGCAUGCUUGGAAAGGGGCUGUACUUUUCCGAUGUAAUUGCAAAUUCCGCAGAAUAUUGUUAUGCCAGACAGAGUGACAACACUGGUAUUGUUUUAUUGUGCGAAGUAGCACUUGGUGAAUCAAUUCAGUGCGUUGAUCCGGAAAAUAUCAAAGAGUUACCAGAUGGUAAGCAUUCAGUUCACGGUGUCGGAAAAAAGUCACCGCAAUCAUAUAAGUUGAUAGACAAAGUGGCCAUUUCUUAUGGCAACAUGAUUAAAAAUGAUAGCAUUGACACUAGCUUCGAGUACAACGAAUACGUUGUAUACAACAAUCAACAGGUUAAAAUCAAAUAUUUGGUUAAACUUAAAUUUAGCGAUUCAAUGCCCGUUUUUUAA
Messenger RNA from Sitodiplosis mosellana (orange wheat blossom midge), 1578 nucleotides. Its product is annotated as poly [ADP-ribose] polymerase-like. The record is from RefSeq and is a predicted model, not a curated record. Lineage: Eukaryota; Metazoa; Arthropoda; Insecta; Diptera; Cecidomyiidae. Bases 1 to 1578 code for a protein of 525 amino acids. The transcript has 3 exons. Gene Ontology annotation, molecular function: NAD+ poly-ADP-ribosyltransferase activity.